ACGAGUCGAAUCGCAAAAAAACGCAACCGGAAGGAAAUUAUCGUCUAAUAAGUUAUCAAGCAGCAGCUAAGCUCCUCCCUAGAUUCACAGAUUUACGCGCCCUGUGCAUGAGAUCGUUAAGGGAAUUAAAACCCCAAAAGAGAGAGAGGAGAGACGAGAGACAGAUAUCAUCCGAAGGGGUAACCCAAUAUCUUGGCCUGGCCAUCAAAAUUGCGUGUUUCAAAUCAAAAUUGCAUAAUCUCGGAAAUCCUGGAACGAGUUCGCGUUCUCCGACAGAUCCGAGAGAGAUACCCCCGCUCCGUUCGCUGCUGCUACUGCCGCUGCUACUGCUGCUGUUUGCUGUUGUCGCCGCGUAAUCGCAGUAGCCGCCAAGAUUUCGAGUUGCGCUUCCUUUGAGCCUAGCCACGUUCUAGCCCUGGUCUUAUCGCCUGUUGGCCAUCUAAAGUUGCCAGUUUGCCCGAUCGGUACCCUCCCGGCUGCAGUCGGUCGGUCGCGCGUGCGUCGCCGUUUGCCUUUUGGGCCCGCCUCGUAAUUAAUUACAAACGCAGUCGCGCUGCCCCGCUUUCCCGGACUCUUCUUCUGCCGGCAUCUCCUGAGGAAAGCCCAGAGACGCUUCUCCUGCUUACAUAUACACGUAUGUAUAUACGCGCUAAAUCUUGAUUCUUUUUGGGGUACUGACUCUGUGGCUCGGAGCUCUGCGGAGGCUUGCGUGCGCCGACACUGGAAUCGACGACAUCUGAUUGCCUUUUUAUGGCUGGUGUUACUCAAUCUUCAAGCAGCUGUAUUAAUCAAAGCGAUAGCCAAUUCAAUCCAGAAGGACUGAUUUGAUCAACCUUAAAGGUUGCAAAAGUGCAAAAAUUAAAACAUUAAGAAAAACUAAUCAAAAGUGACCAAAAAUAUGUGAAAAAAUGAGCAACAAAAAUAAUCUUAAAUAAUAGCAACAGAUAUGUGAAAAUAUCUACUAAAAUUAAAUCGAAAACAUAAAACAUACAAAUAUGAAAAAUAUUUGAAUAAAGAAACAAUAAAAAAAUGAACAAAAUUUCAACAAGCAACCAAUUUAAAUAAAGAAAAUAAUUAAACAAUACUGCAACAAUGUAUAUAAAGUAAUAACAGUGAUUGAAACAACGAUAAAAACUUCAAAAAGUACCUGCAAAAAGUGAGCAAAAUUAAAAACAAUCAAAACUAUAGAGCAAAAAGCGAAAAAAAAAAGUGCCACAAAAUGUCUAAAUACCAAUCAAUAUUAUUAUUUAGAAAAGUGUAGUAAUACAACAAUCAAAUGGAGUUUCAGCCCAAUAAUUUGUGUUUUUCUUUAUUAUUUUUCAACAACAAUAUUCGUUUAUUUUCGUUUCGGUUAACGUUCAGCGUUCUGUUCAAUCACAAAAAUGUUGCUGACAAUGCGGCCACAGAAUGAAUUGAUAGGCAGUCAGCAGCAUCCAGGUACAACAUCGGUGGGAGAACAUACAACUGCAGCGGCAUCUGCCACACAUGGUGGUACACCCUCGCCACCUGCAACAGGAGUAGCAGCAGCAGCAGCAGCAGCAGCAACAGGCACAUCAUUCGGUUUGAAUGGUCAAGGUCUCAGCUUAGUGCCACCAUCCACCUCGCAGCAGGAUUCUCUGAAUACACCCACAACCCCUUUGCUCGGACUAAGUCGUAAUCCUCUUCAGUUUGCCGCCCCACCGGCACCACCGCCCAUUGCCGUGCAGCAGGGCGCUACAGCUGCGCCCACAGCCUGCAGUCCGGCCUUUGGCUACUACCAUCAACCCACUAGCACGAGUGCAGGUGGAGCAACGCCCACCACCGCCGCCACAACAUAUCUGCAGCAGCAGCAGCAUCAGCAUCAUCCCUCGGGUCUGGCAAAGGACACAAGCGUCAGCGGGCACACGGAGCAGCCCCAGCAUUCGGUGGAAUUGGACGAAUACGUGGACAUAUUGCAGGUGCAACAACUGCUAUUGGACUCGUCGGCCGCCGCUGCGGCAGCAGCAAAUCAAAAUCUUUCGAAUCCUACGCCAACAGAACAGCAGCAGCAGCAAGAGCAACAGUCGCAACAUUUGCAGCAACAAAUUGUGGCAAAGCCACGACCACGCAUCAAUCUACAAAAAGCCACGGAAUAUGCGGCACACAUAGCACAAGGUUCGUACCUUUGA
Drosophila obscura is the source of this 2147-nucleotide messenger RNA. Its product is annotated as enhanced filamentous growth protein. The record is from RefSeq and is a predicted model, not a curated record. Bases 1383 to 2147 code for a protein of 254 amino acids. The transcript is spliced from 2 exons. Lineage: Eukaryota; Metazoa; Arthropoda; Insecta; Diptera; Drosophilidae.